Molecule: messenger RNA, 2337 nt
Organism: Eimeria acervulina
Lineage: Eukaryota; Apicomplexa; Conoidasida; Eucoccidiorida; Eimeriidae
Exons: 5
Coding region: 1-2337 (778 amino acids)
Cellular component (GO): nucleolus; nucleoplasm
Source: RefSeq, a predicted model, not a curated record
AUGCCUCGCCUCACUCCCCCAGCUGCACGCAGCACACCGCGGGCGACCUACUUGGGGGCCCUCCUCUCGCAGCAGCAGGCUCGCCUCAGCAGCAACUCUAACUCCUGCAGCAAGUGUCUAUCUCCUGUACAAGCAGCAGCAGCAGCAGUAGUAGCAGCAACAGCAAGAACAGCAGCAGCAACAGGAGCAGCAGCAGCGGAAAGUGAAGGUCUGCACGAUCCCGGGCAGCACAUCAGCAGCAGCAGCAAGAGCAGCAGCAACAGUAGCAGCAGCAGCAGCGACACUGGCUCCCAGCCACCCCAGCAGCAUCAUCAUCAACAGCAGCAGCAGCAGCAGCAGGAUUUCUUUGUAUCGGCCAUGUCUUACAGGGCGUUAGAUGAUGACUCUGGAGGGCAUGGUGUAUGCUCCGUGUCUGCUGCUGAAGCAGCAGCAGCAGCAGCAGCAGCAGCAGCAGCAGGGGUUUCUUUGUCUCCUUUUCUUCCUCAAGAUAUAAAAGACGCUGCAUACAAUUUAAAUUCUUCUGCUUUAUCUACAAGGACGCAAAGCCCCUGGGCCCCUGCAGAGGGCUGUCUGCCUGAUCCCUCUGCUGCUGCUGCUGCUGCUGCUGCUGGUGGUGGUGGUGGCGGUUCUGCAAUAAGCAGCAGCAGCAACGAAGCAGAUCUGCAGCAGCAAGGCGGCUGUAGGGAUAUUGCUUGGAGACCUCAAAAACUUUUUUCUUUAGAGACAGAAGAAGCAUGCAACAAUGCUGCUGCCUGUACACCGCAGCAGAAGGCGCAGCAAAUUGCAGCAAACAUAGCGGGUCUUCGAUUGUACUGGCCCUGGGAGAGCGGCAUGGAGAGCCCUUCUGUGGGUUUGCGUUUGCUGCAGCUGCUGCUGCAGUUUUGUUUUGCUGCAGCAAGUCUCAGCAGCCGCGUGUCGGUGCUGCUGCUGCACGGAGGCGUUUUCUCUGUCUCUUGUGUAUCUGUUGCUGUCCCUGUAGUUUGUUUCUUUCGUGUAGUUUCAAAGGCUUUGCUGCAUUUGCUUGCUGCUUCUUUUUCUGCUGAUACUGCUGCUGCAUAUUUUCAUGCUCCCACUGAGCCCCCACCACCAGCAGCACCAGCAGCACCAGCAGCACCAGCAGCACCAGCAGCAGCAGCAGCAGCAGCAGCAAACCCCUUUCAAACCCAAGAAGCAGCUUCUCUUAUUAAAGAAAUAUUUGCUGCAGAGGUCUGGAUUCGGAGAGUCGCUCAGCUACCUGACUUCUACGGCCCUACAGACGUGUCUGUUCGCCCUGGUGCUUCGGAGUUAGUCUUCUACUUAGGGGUCCCCGCCGAUGAGGGGGCACCCCUAGAGGGGCCCCUGUCUGUAGAGUGGGGUUACCCUUUGGAUACAGUAGAGCGUCUGCUGCCUAGCAGCAGCAGCAACAGCAGCAGCAGCAGCAGCAGCUCGGAUCCCUCAGCAGAAGCAGCAGCAGCAGCAACAGCAGCAGAUGCAAUGAGUGCUCCUCUGUCUGCUGCAGCAGAAGACUGUGCAGUAUUUUUGGGGUUUCCAGGUCAAGGGCCUUUGCUGGGGCGUUCGUGCUGCUGGUUUGCUGCUGCAGCAACUGCAGCAGCAAAGUUUGUCUACAUGUGCUUAGAUGGGUCUCUAACAUUCCUAUCUCUUGGAGGCCUCACCCUCCUCUGCGGGCAGCGGCUCUCUGCUGGUUUGCUGCUCUCGGGGGCCCCCUUCUUUGCUGCUGCUUGUGCUGCUGCUGAGGUGGGUACAGCAGCAGCAAAGGCGCUGCUCUUUUCUCUCCUCUUAGAAGCGCAGCGCAGCAGCAGCAGCAGCAGCAGCAGCACGACACAGCAAAGGCAUACCAGCACAACCUGGCCCUGGACUUGGCCGUAUCAAGGCAGCAGCAGCUGCAGCAGCAGCAGCUACGGCGAAUAUAGCAGCUACGGCUACAGCAGCAGCAGCAGCAGCAGCACGAGCAGCAAGGUGCUACAGAUCCUCUCUGGACUCAACCCCUAUUCCCUGAUCCGCAAGGUCAUCAGACGCAGCCGCAGCAGCAACAGCAGCAGCAACAGCGCAGCAACAACAGCAAGCCAGCAGCAGCUGCUCCAGCCGCUAAACAGCACUGUCAUCGAAGUCGCAGAGCCUCCUGAGCACCAGAAGCAGCAGGAGCUGCAGCAGCUGCAGCAGCUGGAGCGCAGCCCGGCAAGCCCUGCGGAGCCUGCCCUACUAGCAAACUGCAGCAGUAGCAGCAGCAGCAGCAGCAACAGCAGCAGCAGCCGCCUAAGGGCAGAUGAAGCCUUUCGGGGGGCCCCUACAGACAGCGAAGGUGAAGACCUUGAUGAAGGCAGCCAGCACUCCUCUUAA